UUUCUGUUUUUCCAGAUCAAAGACGUCACCCGAGCAAUCAAGAAAGCGGUCGUUGCCGGGACGUUAGAUGAGGUUCGAUCUAAAGCGGCGGAAAAGUUUGGCCGAGCCGAGCUGCCCAACAUUCACCUGGACUCGGAUGGGACCGAGGUGGACGAUGAAGAUUACUUCCAGACGCUGGAAGCCAAUGCAGAGCUUAUAGUGGUGUUUCCCGGGGAACAGUGGAUCGAUCCCACGCACUACGUAACGAUCACGACCCGGCGGGAAUCCGGAGACAUCACCGACAGCCCGGAAGUGGAACGGAUACACCUGAAGAAGCUAGUGGCCCAGAUGAAAUCCAACCUGUGCAACGUGUCGGUGCUGAGCGAACCGGAUCUGGAGCUACUCUCCAACAUGGACCCCAAUUCGGUGGCCGACAUCACCGGGCGCGAUUUCAUCGAACAGCUCAAGGAAGCCUCAGGCAGAAUCCUGCAUGAAAAGCGACAGGCACUUGACGCAAUUGAGCUGCUAAAGCUGAUCGCGAAACAGAAAGCCCCCCUGCCGAGUGUCGUCCACAACAUCCCGGGGGGCGGCGAUCCGCCUGAAAGAGAUGAUGAUGACACCGAAGAGGACAACAGCCUGCUGCUAGACGAUCGCAGCGGAAGCAGUAGCUUGAUACUGGGCAGUAUUGUUGGCGGUGGAGGUGGAAGUCCCAUUGCCCCGGAUGAGGUGGAUCAUAAAAGCUGCGGUGGAUCAGCAGCAGCUGCGGCGAAUGGCCCAAUGAUCGGUGGUAAGCAAAUAACCCUAGAAUUGGAUCCCCAAACGUUAGUUUCCCUGCAGCAGCACCUACACCAGCAACAACAGCAGCAGCAGCAACAAAAACAACCACAACCCGCAGAUCUUGGAGGAAAUGCUUCCUGCUCGGCGGAUUCGAGCACCCGGAGCGAUGCAUCCAACAUUUGAUAUACGGUUUAUCAGGUCAAUUUCUGUCACAAGUAAGAAAACCUCUUUUUUACUGCUUUCAAAAUUUGUUGUAGGGUGCGUAAAAUCGAAAAAAGCGACCCACUUUUAAAGUGAUCGUUCAAAUCAAAACUGGAAACACUUGUUGUAAAAUUAUUGUUGGAAGUAAUGGCACUUUGCAAAGCUUGGUGCCCGUUUUGUAUUGACGUAAGAAAAGUGUUUAGACGAACAAAAAAGUGGUCCUAAACAGUCUCGAACCCACCCAAACUAUAUGAUGUUCGAAAUCGAGAGAGAGCACCUCGAACGUGUUCUCCGGGACUGUUUAGGGAAAGUCGAAUGUUUUUGUAAGUAACCAAAAUCUGAUUGGAAAUCUCUGAUCUCACAGAAUGAAAGAAAAACUUAGCUUGGCGAGUGUUGUAACGGAGGCACAUUUGCAGAGACGACGACAACAAAAAAAAGCCGUAAUCAAACAGCAAAAAUUCGGGAUGAUCUCUAGUUAAUCGAGCACAUUUGUAAAAUAAAUCUCUGCCCAUAACGAGUUGCCUUAAUUUAGUUGAGUAUGACGUUAACAUACCGGAGCGAGGGAGAGAUAGCGGGUUGAGGUUGAACCUCAGCCUCAGCCUUUUAGGACCAGUUCGCAAAUGAUUUCGAAGGGUUUGAACUUACUGCGAACUUACUACGUCUUUGAUUGUGUGAGGUUUGACUUUUUUAACAUAACAGCCUUUUAGAUAACAUUAAGAAUACAUAUGCAACUCUCUGAAGCGUCUGUUUUCUUAUCCAAUGCAAACUUUGUAAAACAAAUUUCUCAAUUGAUGCGAUAGUGCGAUUAAUUGAUAAGUUGGUUUUUUUUUUCAUUGAAAACGGAAAUUAGGUAGCACCCAAAAAUUUUGUACAAGACGUGUUACUCUCUGGAGCCACCAAUAAGAUCUGUAGAUAAUGGUGUAAAAUUUCAAAAUCAACUGAUCUCAGAAAAUUAUUUAUGACAUAAUGGAAUGUCGUUGAAACUUCCUAAACCCUCCAAAGCUGUUCGUAAAAUAUCCCUUUCGGGCAAAUUCGGCCUGUAGUUUGUUGGCGAUCCUCUAGCCGCAAAUGUCAAUCAAUUUUAAUAAUAUUAGAUUGAUUGUGUCCUUAAUAAUUUCUAUUUUUUUAAUAUUUUACAAAAUAUUCAUAGUUUGAGACAAGGCCGUGCGAACGGGGGAGGGGGGGGGGGGGUUUAGGGGUUUAACCCCCCCCCCCCCAUGGAGAUUUUUUCCAAGUAAAAUUUUCAACGAAGUAUCGGGAAACUACUUGGUCUUAAACGGUGUUUAAUAAGCGUUAACAAGCAAGUCAGAAAUUUUGCUCGCCUCCGGCGGAAAUAAGUCAGAAAUCACUCUAUGCUAGAGACAUUUAAUUUUAGGAUACAACUAAUGUGACGUUCACGGACUAACUUUUAAUUGUUAAUUUCGAUUUGCAAUUCAAUCAACCUUUUGUAAUUAAACUCUUAACUUGACAUACAAAAAUCCUACCUCGUCUUUAGAAUGGGUUUUUUUUUAAGAAAUGUAACGAAACAAGAUCAGAGUUUGAAAUCUAUCAUUUUCACUUCAAAAUUAAUUCAUCGAAUACUUAUUUUGUACAUCAACAAGUUAAUAACCAUGUAUAAAUGCUCAACAUCACAUACAAAAACGUUUUGAUAACUAAAGAAGGCCACACAAUUUACAUCCUUCCGAGGUUCAAAGAAAGCUUAUUUUGACUGAUUUGUGUGCAAUGAUUUAUACAAUUUUUUUAUCAGCAAUGCUAUUUUUCCAUCAGCGUGCAAAUAUGCAAAUUUUCUAUCAGCUUUUGCUUUUUAAUAACUUUUGAAAAUAUUUUAAAAUAAUUUAAGUAAUUUCUGCAUUUUUUUCACAAAACUUUAAAACAAAAUAAUAUCAUUUAAAAAUAAGAUUCAAAAUCAAUUAUUAAAGUAAUAGAGUUUUCCAUUUUUUUGCUUUUCCCCAUUUUAAAAGAAUUUUUUAACCAAAUUGAAUUUCUGAUAUCUAAAUCUAAUAGUUUUGCCGGUUCUAACAAAUUUAUUGAAAUAAAUUGAUUUUUUUCAAACUUUAUUCAGUAAUGUCAGAAAUUCUGUAAUGAUUUCUUUCCAAAUUUUUGGAAAAUUAUAGAAUUAAACUUUUUUAAAUCAUGCAUCAUAAUUUUUAGAAUAUUAUUCGUUAAUUGAAUAAAAUUGGUAUAGUAAGCAAAUUCAGAAUCACAAUUUUUCUUAACAGUGAAAGGUUGUUAUUUAAUCAGUUAACAAUGAUUGAUUUUACUUGAAACUGAUACAUUUUAAAACUUUUAAGCUCCAUAUCACUAACACUAUAUGUGAUAUUUCCAAAUUUGACACAAGAUUCGAAUUCAGGACGCUUAAAUCUACAAAAUCAAUCAUUUAGCCUAUGAUAGGCACCAAAAUGCCUUACCCAUGAAUCCUUGAGUUGACAAUAAAAUUCUAUUAAUGAGUUUUGUUAAAUGGUCAGACGAGUUUAUUAAAAAAAAAUCCAUCUUAAAUUUUAAAAAAAUUAUCUUUCCAUCUUUACAUUUUGCAGGGUUGCUAGCGAACCGGGAAAACCGGGAAUACCGGGAAAAACUUUGGAAUUUCAUCGCGUCACCGGGAAACCGGGAAAAAACCGGGAAUUUCGGCACCUCAACGGGAAAAUUGCCAUGUUUGAAAUUUUUUCACUGAAUUAGCAAAAUAUUUUUUAAUUUAUAUUUAAUUGUAAGACUAGUUUCGACAGUCUCGAUAUAGAUUGACAUCAUCAACGCUUAUUUCCGUUCAUUAGUUGACAAACGAAGUUACAAUCGCCUUUUUACUAAUUUUGCGGAGCGAAUAAGAGAUAUCUAAUUUUUCCCUCUCCGCAAGCGUGCUCCUUUUACAAGCAGAACUCAAAUGUUAAACAUUUAAAAGCGAAACUCUAAUCAACAAAAUUAAAUACAAAAUGUUUGGUAACUCAAUGAUACCAAGUUUGUACAAUUUUCACCAGUGAGAAGUAAAUUUCUUAGGGCCUUAGUGUUUCUAAUUUCUAGUUUCCGACUACAUACCAGUUUUAGCUUUUGACGUCAAAUGAAUCAGUGUUCAAUUUACAUGUUUUAUAACAUUAUUUUAUGCAAAAAGCAAAUAUUUAAGCAAAGUUACAUUUUUCUGACCAAAGGAAUCUCUUUUUCACCAGAAAAGAUAUUGUUUUUCAUUGUUCUUGUUGGGUAUUUAUAUCAUUUGAAUUGGCCUGAGGAACGAAGCCUUGUAUGUUAUGUUUUGUUUUUCAAUAUAUGUCUAACGUCUUAUGUAAAAAUUGUGUCAAAAACAAGCUCCUAUCGAAAUGUAAGGUCUUUAUGUAGCAUAGCAUAGCAUAGCACACAUCUUGCAUUGGCUGAUACACGAGGUACAACUAAUAAUCAAACCCAACACAAGAUGCCAAAAUAACGGCGUGUUCGUAAACUGAUUUGUUUGGGUGAUGCAUCGAUUUUUUUGGUAGAUGUCAAAAUUUGAUUUAAUCACCUUCCAAUGCUUUUGCAUACAGUUGGUUGAAUUUACGAACGCCAGCAUCGAUAGAAAAAAUCACUUCGAUAGAAAAAAUCUAUUUACGAACACGCCGUAAGUACCUGGAUUCAAUACUUAUUUCAAGUGUUGUUAUUGAGAAUCAGUGUAUACCACAAUGCACACCUUGGCAAGUCAAUGUAAUCAUAUAGGGAUAGUCUGAACAGCUAGAUGAACUUUUCAGGUGCAGAAAACUCAUACGACCCUACAUGUAAAGAUGCUGUUUCAGACAGGAAAGGGAAGGGUUAAUCGUUUUGAUGGAAAUUCCUACUUGACAGAUAGGAUUGAUGAAUAUAGAAAUAUAAUGUUCACAAAUAACAAAUUCAAUAAAUGGAAAGAGCUCACCAAUGCUUUGAGAUGCUGACAACCAUGGGGGAUAAGGAACCUAACAAGCUCCUAUCGAAAUGUAAGGUCUUUAUGUUGAUACAAAAUAAUAUCUGCAUUCAAACCAUAAAGUUCAGUCCUGUCUUAUUCACGAUUUUCUAUAUUUUCACGGAUCUUUAGUUCAAAUGACAAUACUAAAGUUAUUGUUUGUUUUGUUAAAAACAAUUUUUUUUUUCUAAAACAUGUCUUUGAAUUUGUACAAAAAAAAUAUCAGCACUUGGAAAAUAACUAAAUAUUUUCCUGCAAUCUGAUGAUUUUCAAUUUUGUAUGGAAAUCCCUAUUUAAGUUGCAAGCUGAUUUGACGCUAUGGGUCGAUGCAUAUUUUCUACAUUUUUUUAUACUAAUUAUACAUUUUUUUUUCAACAACUCUAUACCAAUUCUAGAAAAACUGAAAUUCUGGCACUGUUGCUCAAAAAACCAUAUUUUAUUUUGGAAGUUGAACACUAAUAGAUGCCAAUUUCGUUGCAUUCGAUCCAAAAAUUUAUGAAAACCUGUUAAUUUGAUACGAAACGACAACAUGUUAAAAUACGUCGAAAGUUUUUUCUCGAUUUCUUAUUGGUUAAUAAGUUUUGAAAAACACUUGAUAAAAAAUUGAGUAUAAUAAAUACGAGUAUAAUAAAUACGGGAAAAUCAUAAUUUUUAACCGGGAAAAAGCCGGUGGAAAACCGGGAAAAACUUUGGAAUUUAAAAACGAAAAUUCGCUAGCAACCCUGAUUUUGUUUUCAUUUUCAAAUAAAUUUACAAAAUUUUUAAGUCAAACUAUUUCAUUUUAUGAAAUAUUUCAUUUGAAAGCGACAAAAUAUUUAGGGUUUGAAAUUGUAAGCUUCAAAACCUGCGGUUGAAAAUUAAUAAACGUUUUACUAUAUAAAAUCAUUGUUUUUUAAUCGAUCUCGAUUUUUAAUUAUGAU
Messenger RNA from Uranotaenia lowii, 5769 nucleotides. RefSeq lists its product as uncharacterized. Gene Ontology annotation, biological process: apoptotic process; regulation of apoptotic process. The annotation marks the transcript as partial. Lineage: Eukaryota; Metazoa; Arthropoda; Insecta; Diptera; Culicidae. The transcript is spliced from 3 exons. The record is from RefSeq and is a predicted model, not a curated record.